Lodderomyces margitis is the source of this 1698-nucleotide messenger RNA. It is a transcript of the gene SAL6, whose product is annotated as Sal6p. Gene Ontology annotation, cellular component: cytoplasm; nucleus. Bases 1 to 1698 code for a protein of 565 amino acids. Gene Ontology annotation, molecular function: protein serine/threonine phosphatase activity. The record is from RefSeq and is a predicted model, not a curated record. The transcript has a single exon. NCBI's taxonomy places the organism in Eukaryota, Fungi, Ascomycota, Pichiomycetes, Serinales, Debaryomycetaceae.
AUGGGAAAUAGCCCGUCCAAAGAUGAACCCCUACCGAAGUCGUCAUCCUCAUCAAAUUCAAACAAUGGAGGCAGCUCCAACUCAGGUACAAGUGGAGGUACCGACUUAGAUCCUGAUGAGAUGGCCCUGGCGCUAUCUCAACUAAACAUUAGAAAACAGAAACAAAACCAACAACAGAAAGCUUCUAUAGCAAAGAGUGUACAUGCGACAUCUCCAGCCAUUGAAAUUAAGAGCAAGGGGAAGAGGCGUCGCGGCAGCCAGUAUUUGAAUGUUCCUGAUUCUCGACAAAAAGGAGCCAUGGCACAUUCUCCUAAUAGGUCCACUGGACUCAAAUCACAAGGCAAGACACCUGCAUUAGAGGAUUACCCUCGAGAACAAGAUUUUGAUUUGGAGAUUGGACUUUCGAUGGCUAAACUUUUAAAGAACCAGCACGAUGUAGCGUCAUCGGUGGAAUCGCUGGAUGUUUCUGUUGCUUCGCCAGUAUUUACAACGUCUGGUACCGAUAUGAAGGAAGACGAACUGCUCCUGUCUUCAGGCUCGAGCCCUGGAACUUCUAUCGCAGCAAAGAGUUUGGCAAACAUUGAAGGGUCCCCCUUGGUGUCAAAGUUGGAUUCAAUAGCUGAAAGCAGAUCGUUGGAGUCAUCUCCCGAGCCACGACAACUUUCACAGGAAAAUUUGAAAAAGUUUGACAAGGUUACAUCGAUUGCCUCUCUGAAACACCAAUCAAGCACCUCAACAUCCUUAUCAAGCUCACCACCAUUAAUUCCAAGCAACAAGAAGUUGUCCAUUGAUAUUGAUAGUGUCAUUGAACGGUUGUUGUCAACCAAGAAACGCUCGUCCUCACGCAAGUCAAAAGAUGCGUUGCACGUUGAUGCUGAGGAGAUUAGGUACAUUUUGGGUAAAAGUAGACAAAUCUUUUUGGAGCAACCCAACUUAUUGAGACUAUCUCCUCCAGUAAAAGUUGUUGGUGACAUCCAUGGACAAUUUCAUGAUCUCAUUCGAAUUUUCAACUGUUGUGGGUAUCCGCCUUAUUCAAACUACCUCUUUAUGGGUGAUUACGUUGAUCGUGGAGAAAAGUCUUUGGAAACAAUUUUGUUACUAUUAUGCUAUAAAAUCAAGUAUCCCGAAAACUUUUUCAUGUUGAGAGGAAACCAUGAGUCAGCAAACAUUACAAAAAUUUACGGGUUUUACGAUGAAUGCAAAAGAAGAUUGAAGUCCCCCCGGAUGUGGAAAACCUUUAUUGAUGUUUUCAACACUUUGCCGGUAGCAGCAAUCAUCAAUGAUAAGAUCUUCUGUGUCCAUGGAGGAUUGUCACCCGAGCUCAAUGAUUUAUCCCAGAUUGAGGAUAUCAAGAGACCGACUGAUGUCCCUGACAAGGGAUUGUUGGCGGACUUGCUAUGGUCUGAUCCUGACCCUCUGAUUAAAAACUUUUCGCUAACAAAUUGGCCUAAAAAUGACCGAGGAGUAUCCUAUUGUUUUGGAAAGAAGCAUGUUGACUACUUUUGUUCGAAGUUCAAAUUGGAUCUUAUCGUUAGGGGCCAUAUGGUUGUUGAAGAUGGGUAUGAGUUUUUCAACAAGAGAAAACUUGUAACCGUAUUUAGUGCUCCAAACUAUUGUGGAGAAUUCAACAAUUUUGGAGCAAUAAUGAGCGUCAAUAAGCACUUGUAUUGCUCAUUUGAAUUGAUCAAGCCGUCUUAA